Haliotis rufescens (red abalone) is the source of this 830-nucleotide messenger RNA. Its product is annotated as transmembrane protein 70 homolog, mitochondrial-like. Gene Ontology annotation, biological process: mitochondrial proton-transporting ATP synthase complex assembly. Gene Ontology annotation, cellular component: mitochondrial membrane. The transcript is spliced from 2 exons. The record is from RefSeq and is a predicted model, not a curated record. Bases 90 to 761 code for a protein of 223 amino acids. Lineage: Eukaryota; Metazoa; Mollusca; Gastropoda; Lepetellida; Haliotidae.
CUUUCCUUCCUCCUUUCAUGGAGAGUUCCCACAUGUGAAUUUGUGCUGUUUGACAAUGACCUUCAUAUAGACACGGAAAUCAGGGAAUCAUGAGGUUGCUUGGACAGAUAAUUCAACAGGUCAGAGGUCAUUAUGGCAUGACCUUGACCUGUGGAAGGACAAAGUUACAUCUGGGAAACAGGAUAACCCCUAUGUCUGUUUUUUCACGUUCAUUCGCCUCUGAGACAAACCAAGAUGCCCUCACCGAGAUGCCGCUGAAGCAUCCUGUGAAAGGGGAGCUUGUGUAUGGCGGACCUCUGUGGAAAAUGGUUAAGGGCAUCAAAGCCUUCUCAGUGUCCACCAGUAUGAUUGGACUGGGGCUGCAGCCGUACAUACUGAUGAACGCAGGGGAGGCUGCCAUGUUCAGUAAAGUGAUGAUAGGAGGAACGAUAAGCUUUUUCAUCUUCAUCACCCCUAUGCUGAUUCAUUUUGUGACAAAGAAGUAUGUGACCUACUGCUACCUGAACAGAGACACUGGGAGCUUCACAGCAGCCACCUACAGCUUCUUCCUGAGGAGGAAGGAGAUUGAGUUCACAGCUGAAGACGUGGUGGUGCCGGACAUCCCGGGCAUGUUCACCACCGUACUGGUCAAAGGGAAGCCACUGUUCCUGGAUGCACGGAUGUUCUACAGCAAGGACGCCUACAUUCACUUCAUGGGCUAUGACAAGCCUAUUGACUGGACAAUGCCAGAUUACAGCAAGAAGCCCAAGAAGGAAACAUGAUUGUAUGAUUUCAAGUGGAAUCUGUGUGUAUGUGAAUGUAGAGAAAAAUAAACAUUAUUCCAGUGUGAA